Messenger RNA from Electrophorus electricus (electric eel), 1547 nucleotides. RefSeq names its product SPT3 homolog, SAGA and STAGA complex component (gene supt3h). Gene Ontology annotation, molecular function: protein heterodimerization activity; transcription coactivator activity. NCBI's taxonomy places the organism in Eukaryota, Metazoa, Chordata, Actinopteri, Gymnotiformes, Gymnotidae. Gene Ontology annotation, biological process: transcription by RNA polymerase II. The record is from RefSeq and is a predicted model, not a curated record.
UGAUCACCCGGAAAGUUCAAUAGAUAUAGCUAGAACGAGAGAGAAGCCGAAUAAGAAGCCGAAAUAAGCAAAUGCGAAGGAGAAUCAGUACUGUCUAGGUAACAGAGAGACUGUCCUGCAUGCACGAGUCCUCUAAUAACGUUACUGCGCUGGACCUUGGACCAUUAAUCGCCCGUGAAGCUCAAUGAGCAACAGCGCUGCAAGCCCCAUGGUAGCCAGCAGCACCUCUGUGGUUGGAAAAGGGUCUGCAAAGACAACAAGCUUCAUCCCAGAGCUCCAGAGCAUGAUGUAUGCUCUAGGUGAUUCUCGGAGACCUCUGCAUGAGACUGCUGCCCUGGUGGAGGACAUAGUGCAUACCCAGCUCAUCAAUUUGCUCCACCAAGCAGCUGAGGUAGCUGUUCUCCGAGGAGCCAGGGUAAUCUCACCAGAGGAUAUCAUCUUCCUUAUGAGGAAAGACAAGAAGAAACUGCGAAGACUUCUGAAGUACAUUCAGUUUCGAGACCACAAAUCCAAACUUCUGAAAACACUGGACGAUGAUGACCCACUCGACACAGACAAAUACCCCAGCAGCAGUGUGAACAAAAGGCAGAGGUUGGUGCAGGACUUUCUGGGAUCCAUCGACCAGACAGGGGAAUUCUUGACACUGUUGGGGGUGGACGAGGUGGACGAAGUCAAGCAGGAAAGGAUGGAGAGACUUGAAAAGCACACCAGAAAUAUGGACCCAGCACAGUAUAGUGAUUUCUGUGAGAGUCGACAGCUCAGCUUUUCUAAAAAAGCCUCCAAAUUUCGAGAGUGGCUAGAUUGCAGCAGUAUUGAUGUGAAGCCUAAUGCGUUCUCCAUGGAGAUCCUGUCAUACUUGGCUUAUGAGACAGUAGCCCAGAUUGUUGACCUUGCCCUCCUGGUUAAGCAGGACAUGACCCCCAAAGCAGGCGACCCAUUUGGCCAUGUCAUAUCAGCCACUUUCUUCCAGUACCACAGCUCAAAUGCUGAGGCUGUAGCUACUAAAAGGGAGGCGGAGUCUCCGGAGAACACACCUCCAUCCACACCCAGUGGCCCUGUGGGGUCAGGCCACCAGGGCAAGCUACACUCUAUCGCCCAGGGCAACGGUGGGCUCCAGCAAGAUGCCAGCAGCAAAACCAAACAACGCAAGAGGAAGAAGAGUGCAGCAGCCUGUAGCACGGAGCCUCAGAGUAGUGCCAUCCAGCCCGCCCACAUCAGAGAGGCCAUCAGGCGCUACAGCCGCAGAAUUGGCCCACUCUCCCCCUUCUCAAGUGCCUACCGCAGGAGCAGCAUACCUUUCCUCGCCUGCUGACGGCGACGGAGGCAUGUAGCAGAGGAGAGCAGGAGCAGCCCCGCUCAGCUCACCCAGGCCCAGAGCAGCCCUGCAGCAGCCUGCUGCGCUGAUUGCACCCAUUGCUGCUCACCUCGUUCACCUGCCACGCUGCACAGGCUACAGGACAUUCAGUGGGUGUCUGGGUCGGUUGGGCUGGAGCUAUUUUACAGAAUGUCAAAAAUAACAAAAAUAAAGAUGAUAUCUGUCAUUUUGA